UCCGCGCGCCGCUGUUGUCCUGGGCCCCCCCGGAGGGGUAUGAUGAUGGCGGCGCUGGGGCGGUGCGCGCGGCGCUUGCUGCUGCUGCGGGGCUUCCCGGCGCGCGGGGCUCGCGCGGGCUCGGGCCCGGGGGGCGGGGCCGAGGCUGCCGUUGUGACCCCGCCCCCCGUCGCGCGGGCCCCGCGCCAGCCGCUGCACGAGGAGGACGAGGGGGACAUGGUGCUGGCGCUGCGCAAGAACCCUGACUACCACGGCUUCCACCCGGACCCCGAGCUGGACGUGUGGCACAUGCGUCUGGCCUUCUUCUUCGGGAUCUCCCUCUGCAUCGUGGUGGGGGCCACCUUCGUGCACUACCUGCCGGAGCACGGCAUGCGGACGUGGGCGCGCCGGGAGGCCGAGCGGCUGCUGAAGGAGCGGGAGCGGCUGGGGCUGCCUCUCCUGGACUCCAACUACUUCGACCCAAGCAAGCUGGUGCUGCCGGACGAGGAGGAGGAGUGAGGGGGGCUGGGCCGGUGCCCCCCGGCCCCCCAGGGCUGUGUGAAUAAACCUGCUGAGCCACCUG
Mauremys mutica (yellowpond turtle) is the source of this 562-nucleotide messenger RNA. RefSeq names its product NADH:ubiquinone oxidoreductase subunit B11 (gene NDUFB11). Bases 40 to 498 code for a protein of 152 amino acids. The record is from RefSeq and is a predicted model, not a curated record. The transcript has 3 exons. NCBI's taxonomy places the organism in Eukaryota, Metazoa, Chordata, Testudines, Geoemydidae.